Sclerotinia borealis F-4128 is the source of this 1374-nucleotide messenger RNA. The record is from the annotation of a GenBank genome assembly. NCBI's taxonomy places the organism in Eukaryota, Fungi, Ascomycota, Leotiomycetes, Helotiales, Sclerotiniaceae.
AUGACUUCAUAUAUGACAAUGGGAACGACGAGACAGCCAUUCGCGCCUUUGAAUGGUUCACGUCUACAGAAUCUUACAAGUCUCAAGAAUUGUCAGAAUGCUCUAUCAUCCAACACUACCUCCCCUCUCAAGCGCAAAGCAACAACAUUCGAAUCCGACGAUGAUUCCGAAAACAUUGAUCCUCUUUUCUUCGGAUCUCCCAAACGAUCCAAAGCUGGAGCUACAGAUAUCUUCUCAAAACCUACAAACUACUUUCUCACCAAAGCACCUCCCUCUCCUACCGACGCAUCGCUCUCCUCACUCAAACCCACCAAAUCUAUCACUCAACGAAAGAUUCUUCAACCGCGUUCUCGGACCCCCAAGCUUACCACCACCCUCCCAAAAUCCACACCUCUCACCGCUCCAGCAGGUCGUUCCCCCACCCGAAAGCGUGUCGGAAUCCUCAAUAAUCGUCGUCGUACCUCUACCCCUAUAACCCGCGUCGACCCCCCCAAAUUCUCCACCAUAAAACCCAGCGGUCUCAGCUUCUCAAUUGAUGCCGCCCUUUCAGGAACCAUCCCCUCUUACGGCGCACGUCAACUUCAACGCCAACCUCUUUCCUCUAAACCCCUAUCUACCCCUUCAUCGAAACCUAAAGUGUCUCAUAACAAGAUCCCCGCAUCUCUCCAUGUACUUGAAAACAAAUCCUCUUGGUUUUUCGAAAUCCACGAAGACACCGAAGAAGAACUCGCGACCAAUCUCAUGGAACACAGUACAUGCACCCUCGACAUUUCCUCGGACGAAGAAUCGCUUUCGAGAAUGAGAGACGAUAGAGGCAAGGAAAAUGUUCCACCUCUUGAUGAUAUUUCUCAAACUCGUACAUCGCUUACUGCAUUCGCUUCGAGUUCCAAUUCUGCAUCGGUGUCUAUGUCUAAUAGAGAUGAGAUGAAAAUCCGAGAGAUGAAAAUGAGAAUUAAGAUGCAACAGAGGAAACGACGGGAAAUGGAAGAUGGUGUGAUUGAUGUUGAUAGGUCUCCAUUGGGGGAGAUGAAGAAAGAAGAUUUCUAUGCCGAGGGUUGUGAUGAGAAGAGUGUUUUUGUUAUUCUUCCAGAUCCUGAACCUGAAUAUGAAGCCGAACCGUUAGCCGAAGUGGAAGCAGACCCUUCUGAACUUGAACAAGAAGAAGAACAAACCUCAGAACCUCAAAUUUCUCUCCCGCUACCAGAACCAGAACCAGUCUCUAUGGCGUCUACACCCGGAAAAGGAAAGGGAAAAGAAAUCGAUAUAGGUUUACUUAUGCAAAAGGAAGAUAUUGAACUGAUCGAGAAACCUGAGGCGGAUUUUGUCGUUUGGGAGAGUGGAAGUGCAAAGGAUGAAAAUGAAUGGGUUGAGUAA